CACCUCUGGAGUGAUUGGUUCGCUUUUCGGCGGAUGAUGGAGAAACGUAAACAGGCCGGACUGCUGACCCUGCCGUACCACCUGCUCCCGGGGCCCAUGGGCGUGCCUGGGUCCCUGCCCCGCCUUCCCCUGCGGGACCCCUUCAGGGUCUCCUUGCGUCUGGACGCCGCGUGCUGGGAGCGGGGCGGCUGCGCCCCGCGGCGGCCGUACUUGCCCCUGCCGCUGGACGGCGCCUUCGAGCCCGCCUUCCUCCGCAAGCGCAACGAACGCGAGCGGCAGCGGGUGCGCUGCGUGAACGAGGGCUACGCGCGCCUCCGAGCUCACCUGCCCCGCGAGCUGGCGGACAAGCGCCUCAGCAAAGUGGAGACGCUCCGCGCCGCCAUCCGUUACAUCAAGCACCUCCAGGAGCUGCUGGAGCGCCACGCGCGGGGUCAGGAGGGCGCGGCCGGCGCCGGCCCCUCACUCAGGGCCGAAUGCAACAGCGACGGCGAGUCCAAGGCCUCGUCGGCGCCUUCGCCCAGCAGCGAGCCCGAGGAGGGGGCCUGUUAG
Messenger RNA from Globicephala melas (long-finned pilot whale), 549 nucleotides. It is a transcript of the gene ASCL4, whose product is annotated as achaete-scute family bHLH transcription factor 4. The record is from RefSeq and is a predicted model, not a curated record. Gene Ontology annotation, biological process: developmental process; regulation of transcription by RNA polymerase II. Gene Ontology annotation, molecular function: DNA-binding transcription factor activity, RNA polymerase II-specific; RNA polymerase II transcription regulatory region sequence-specific DNA binding; protein dimerization activity. Lineage: Eukaryota; Metazoa; Chordata; Mammalia; Artiodactyla; Delphinidae.